Molecule: messenger RNA, 6825 nt
Organism: Alosa sapidissima (American shad)
Lineage: Eukaryota; Metazoa; Chordata; Actinopteri; Clupeiformes; Clupeidae
Gene: ppfia3
Product: PTPRF interacting protein alpha 3
Exons: 32
Coding region: 1212-4904 (1230 amino acids)
Biological process (GO): synapse organization
Cellular component (GO): presynaptic active zone
Molecular function (GO): protein binding
Source: RefSeq, a predicted model, not a curated record
UUUUCAUCCAAAAGAGGGAGGCAGAGAAAGAGAGAGGGAGGGAGAGAGAAAGAGAGAGGAGAGAGAGACGGGGGUUGUCUAUGGUGAUGUGUAACGUUGCUCUCGCUCAGUGCCGUCGUUUACAUGUGUGAGGGAGAGGGGAAGGGGGAGGCUGACAACCGGGAUUCAGCGGCUGUUCCAGCACCGAAAAAUCAGGCACUCCGCUGAUGGGGUCAGCAGGGAUAUGAUGUCGUGUUCCUUCAUUCGACGAUGACAAGGUUCUGUCAUAAAACCUUCGGAGGCUCAAUCUGAGAUGGUCCAAGGGCCUCGUUAAUGCCCGCCCUCCCCUGUGUCCCUCCCCCUUUCGAACCCUUUGACACACCCUUCUCCCUUCAACCCCACCCAACUGUUCCCACCGCGCCACCUAUAGCUUCUCCCCCCAACCACCUACAACCACCCAAACAUCCUGGCCGCACAAACCUCAGUCUUUUCUGCCUCUCUUUUUUUUUCAUUCGUUCUACGGGGAUAGUUCCCAGGAGAGCCGGCCGAGUUCAACUAGUGCACGGCAAAUUCUGAACCAGGUGACCAUAAGACGUUUGUGGCACACAGAAAAUGCACUCUCGACGAUCCAAGACAAACCAGUAAAGAGAGGCACUUACAUGCACAGGCGGGACCUGCUUUGGGCUCAAGCAGAAGGUAGACAAAUCUAAGGAGCCACAGUCACAGACUAGAAAGUAGUACCAGCGAGCCUACAAUCUGCAUUUGGAGGUUCUCCGUAAAGGAACAGCACAGGAGGUCAAGAUCUGCGCUCUCCCAGGACCCCAGGAAGGGAGACCAGCGUGGACCAUAGAGGCACGUCUGAGAGACGGGUCACAGGCAGAGACGGAAAGACUGGGCAAAGCUGGGAACGGUCAUCAGGCAGUGCGCUCUUCAGAGAAAGCUCGCCCACGCAAACAGGCCCAACCCACACACAUAAAUAUACACACUUUAAACAAGCACAGACACACACACACACACAAACAUAAACACAAACAGAGAGUCUGGUAAGCCUUUUGCCCAGCACAGUCACGCUUUCCUACCCUCACCCCACACGCACAAACACCACACACACACACAUACACACACACACACACACACACACACACAUACGUGAGAGCACCCACACUACACAUACCCACACUCACGCUCAAGUCUUUCCCGUCCACGGCUAGCCCACUCUCCACGGCCUCAAGAUGAUGUGCGAGGUGAUGCCCACCAUCUCGGAGGAUGGGAGGGCUGGAGGGGGUGGUCCGUCCUCGCCCGCCGGUGGAGGCGGUGGGAUGGGUGGCGGCAUGGGUGGCAUGGGGGGCGGCUACGGAGGCCGAGAUGGGCGCAGCGACGAGGGUGGCAGCACGGGCAACCUGGAGUCGCUGAUGGUCAACAUGCUGGCAGAGCGCGAGCGACUGCUGGAGAACCUGCGGGAGACCCAGGACAGCCUGGGCACGGCCCAGCUGAGGCUGCGCGAACUGGGCCACGAGAAGGACUCGCUGCAACGCCAACUCUCCAUCGCUUUGCCACAGGAGUUUGCGGUGCUGACCAAAGAGCUGAAUGGCUGUCGUGAGCAACUUCUGGAAAGAGAAGAGGAGAUAGCAGAGCUCAAAGCUGAGAGGAACAACACUCGACUUCUGCUGGAGCAUCUGGAGUGUCUGGUGUCCCGUCACGAGCGCUCUCUCAGGAUGACGGUGGUGAAGAGGCAGGCCCAGUCCCCGGCCGGAGUGUCCAGCGAGGUGGAGGUCCUCAAGGCCCUCAAGUCUCUGUUCGAGCACCACAAAGCCCUGGAUGAGAAGGUGCGAGAGAGGCUACGUGUGGCUCUGGAGAGGGUGUCGGUGCUGGAGGAGGAACUCGAGUCUUCCACGCAAGAGGUGAUUUCUCUAAGAGAACAGAUUAAAAGACGACAGCAGGGCAUGGAUAAUGGGAAAGAGCGGCUGCCAAAUGGACCCUCUAUUUUGGACGACGGUGAGAUCGACAGACAGAGGGAGGGAGAGAUUGAACGGCAGAGGGCAGAGCUGGCCCAGCUGAAAGAGAGACUGGCACUCAUGUGCAGACAGGUGGGGGAGGUGGAGGAACAACUUGCUGCUGCCAGACGGGAGGUGACCAAGUCAGAAGAAGCCAAUCAGAAGCUCCAAAGGGAUGUGAAAGAGGCCCUUUGCCAGAGAGAGGACAUGGAGGAGAGGAUAACUACCUUAGAACGCAGGUACCUCAGUGCCCAGAGGGAGGCGACGUCCCUCCACGACAUCAAAGAUAAGCUGGAGAACGAGCUGGCCAGCAAAGAGUCCCUCUACAGACAGAGCGAGGAGAAGAACCGGCAGCUGCAGGAGCGGCUAGACGACGCCAAGCAGAAGCUGCAACAGACCCUGCAGCGCGCUGAGACCCUGCCAGAGAUCGAAGCCCAGCUCGCCCAGAGAGUAGCAGCACUCAACAAGGCGGAGGAGCGCCAUGGCAACUUUGAGGAGCGCCUGCGACAGUUGGAGGCACAACUGGAGGAGAAGAACCAGGAGUUACAGAGAGCGAGACAGAGGGAGAAGAUGAACGACGAACACAACAAGCGUCUCUCGGACACCGUGGACAAGCUGCUGUCUGAGUCCAAUGAGAGGCUCCAACUUCACCUCAAGGAGAGGAUGGCUGCUCUGGAGGAAAAGAAUGCUCUGUCUGAGGAACUGGCCAACAUGAAGAAGAUCCAAGAUGAUCUCCUCGCAAACAAGGACCAGCUUAUUGCAGAGUUGGAGAGACUUCAGUUGGAGCUGGACCAAUUGCGAGGAAGGCCUGGCUCCGCCUACUCCCGAUCGCUCAGGUCUCUCCCAGGGAGCGCUCUGGAACUGAGGUAUUCCCAAGGGGGCGGCUCCCUCCCAGCCGGCUCCACUGCCCAUCUGGAUCACUAUGGCAACACUGGCACAGGAAGCGUGGUCAGGCGGACCCAUCGUGGUCGAUGGGGUCCGGCACGAGAGGAGAGCAACAAGUACGGUGAGUGGGACAGCGGACCACUGCUGGGCCCCGGCUUCGAGGGCGGCGUUGAGGGCGGCUGCUCGGACGACGACGACGACCGCGAGACGCUCUUCGGCUCAGAGCUGCUCUCACCCAGUGGCCAGACGGACGUGCAGACCCUAGCCAUCAUGCUGCAGGAGCAGCUGGAGGCCAUUAACAAGGAGAUCAAGUUGAUCCAGGAGGAGAAGGAGAGUACGGAGUUGCGGGCGGAGGAGAUCGAGAGCCGCGUGAGUAGUGUGGCGCUGGAUGGGCCCCCGGUGCCCCCGUCAUCUCUAGGCCGCGACGCCAGCGGCCGCGGCUUCAUCCCACCGUCCCUCACCUCCUCCACCCUGGCCUCACCCUCCCCGCCCAGCUCCGGUCACUCCACCCCUCGUCUGCCCCACUCGCCCGCACGCGAGACCUCCUCAGAGAGACAGAACAACAAAGACGAUGACCGGUCCCUGGCCCUGCUGGACUCCACCCCUCCCCCCACCCCGCGUGCUCUGCGCCUGGACCGGAUGACCCACACCCACCCGGGCGCAUUGCUGGACGACAGUCGUGAGUUCCGCAGUCUCUCGGCCGAUGGCUCCAGCUCGAACAGCAGUCAGGACUCGCUCCACAAAUCCAGCAAAAAGAAGAGCAUCAAGUCUUCCAUCGGCCGCCUCUUUGGGAAGAAGGAGAAGGGGAGGAUGGGACAGCCGGGGCGGGAAUCAGCAUCUCUGGCGUCCACACCCUCAGAUGACCUUGGCACAGUGGACCCUCUGGGGCUGGCCAAGAUGACAGGGACCGUGGAGAAAGGCCGCCGCAGCAAGAAGAAGCAUGAGUUGCUGGAGGAGGCUUGUCGUCAGGGCCUGCCCUUUGCGUCCUGGGAUGGCCCCACUGUGGUCUCCUGGCUGGAGUUGUGGGUGGGAAUGCCAGCAUGGUAUGUGGCGGCAUGUCGUGCCAACGUGAAGAGUGGGGCCAUCAUGGCCAACCUGUCGGACACGGAGAUCCAGCGCGAGAUUGGCAUCAGCAACCCGCUGCACCGCCUCAAGCUGCGGCUGGCCAUCCAGGAGAUGGUGUCCCUCACCAGCCCCUCGGCCCCAGCCAGCACGCGCUCUUCAACCAGUAACGUGUGGAUGACUCACGCCGAGAUGGAGUCUCUGACUGCCGCAACCAAACCAGAGCUGAAAGAGAUCAGCUGGGAUCAGAUCUUGGCCUAUGGCGACAUGAACCACGAGUGGGUGGGCAACGACUGGCUGCCCAGUCUGGGCCUGCCCCAGUACCGCAGCUACUUCAUGGAGUCUCUGGUGGACGCCCGCAUGCUCGACCACCUCACCAAGAAGGAGUUGAGGGGCCAGCUCAAGAUGGUGGACAGCUUUCAUAGGGUCAGCCUGCACUAUGGCAUCAUGUGCCUGAAGCGCUUGAACUACGACCGCAAAGAGCUGGAGAGGAGGAGAGAUGAGAGUCAGCACCAGAACAAAGAUGUGAUGGUGUGGUCCAAUGAGCGUGUGAUGUGCUGGGUCCAGAGCAUCGGCCUAAAGGAGUACGCCGACAACCUGACGGAAAGCGGCGUGCACGGAGCCCUGCUGGCCCUGGACGACACCUUCGACUACACUGACUUGGCCCUGCUGCUCCAGAUACCUAAUCAGAACACCCAGGCACGACAACUUCUGGAGAAGGAGUAUAACUCACUUAUCGCCAUGGGAACCGAGAGGAGACCAGAUGAGGAUGGCACAAAGACAUUCACACGCUCGCCGUCGUGGAGGAAGAUGUUCCGGGAGAAGGACCUGCGUGGCGUGACCUCAGACUCCUCGGAGACGCUGCCCGCCAACUUCCGUGCCUCGGCCAUCUCCACGCCCUCAGUGACCCUGAGGAAGGUCCAGAGCGAGGUCAACUCUGGUCCCAGGGGGGAGUCUGGCUCCGUGAGGACAUACUCUUGCUGAGAGGCAGGAAGGUGUUGCUGUUGCCACGGACCCCGCAGGAGUCUGCUUACAUUAAUUCAUGGAAUUCACAAAAAAAUUACAACAAAAAGCAGAGAAGCAACGAGUCUAUUUAUAAAUAUCAAAUCUAUCGGUCUGACCAUUCUGCAAUAACAGGACAAGAGAAUGAAGAGGGAGACAGAGAUGGAGCAAUGAGGAAGAAGAGAAAAAAGGAUACAGACAGAUACAGAAGACGUGAAGAAUGUAUAAAAAAUAUAUAUACAUUGAGCGAGCAAGAGACGAGUGUGCGAUUGAACUUGGAAUGGUAGGAGGGAGACAAAAAAACCGACUGUUUUAUCUUUCUCUCUAUUGUUCUUUUGUCACAAUCUGUGUUUGUGCUGAUGAUGACCUCGAGUGGCGUCCAUUGUGACUCAACCUUUUUUCUCUCUUUUCUGUUUUCAUUUCCUAUGGUGCUGCCAUAGUUCUGGUCUGUUUACGAUUCUUACGUUGAAGCUCCAUCAGAGUGCUGCAAUAAGAGUGCAUCCCCACUCCACCCCCCCUAGCCCCCCACCCCCACCCCACCCCCACCUUACCUAUGCUAGCGGCCAUUGUGGCUCAAGCAGGAGAUGGCAGAGCACAGGUCGUUGGAGAGCAGUUGGCUACUCUCCUUGCUCAUCCCCUACCGCAAGACGCGAGGGAGAGCGCAACGUGCUUCGUGGACACUCUGGUGCAGUCCUACGUGGGGGUUGAGUGUGGACUCUUGUUAUAGGCCGAAUCUACUGAGACAGAACAGCAACCUGGUUUGCACAGUUGCAGAGCGGAGGUGGGGGGUGGGGGGUGGGGGGUGGCAGUUGGGCCAGAGUGCUUAGUCUCUGAUGUUUUUGAAGCUCCUCAAUGACCAACUCUACCUAUUUAACAGUAUGGGCCUACUGAAUAUGCAUAGCGAGGGCCUGCAGCUCGGACUGUAAGGGUUCUCAUGUGCACAGUCCUGUUGCCUGGCCAAUGAUUCAGAUUCUGGAAAAAGAACAGUGUGGUCAAAUCUUUAGAGAUUUUGGUUGAUAACUAUAACAAACUAUGCUAGAUGCAGCUGAGGUUUAUGUUUUAAAAAAAAAAAUAGGCGGGGGGGGGGGGGGUUGGGUAUGAGCAUAGAGUGAGCUUGACGGCCAUGUUGGAAAGGUCUGUUUUAGCUAGCCACAUGGCAGCCAGGGAGAUCCAUUUGUUUACAGCAUGAUGAAAAAUUGGAAUGAUGUGCAGACAGGAAGAGAGGGAGGGACCGAGGGAGAGAGAUAAAACAGACUGCGUGAUCUGGUAAAAAAAAAAUAAUAAUAAGAGCAGAGAUGUCCUAAUUCACAGAGUAACUUUACCCACGCAAGCCAUAACAGAAAACAGGUGGUAAACAGGGAGCAGAGUGACAGAAUAGACUCGGCUGACGGAAAAUGUUUAGCUUCUGUGUUGCGAUGCAUGUCAAACAACCAAGAUGACAAUGGAAAUAACAUUUUGGUGGAGAAGACAAUGUGAAUUUAAAAUAAAACAAAAAAACAUAUAUGUAUAAAUUAAGAUACAAGGAUGAGCUUGGGGAACAAUUUGUAAAAUGUGUGUAUUUUCAUUUUUAUUUUUUAAUUUUUAUGAUAACUAUAUUUAUUUUCUUUAUGUAUGUAUUGAAUAACUGUAUGUACAUGUUCAUUUAAUACUUAAUUAUGACUGUAAUUUAAUUUUAUCUAGUUUAAAAAGUAAAUAUGAAAUAUAAAAAAAAAAACAUGGUCAUUAAAAAUAUGCUACUUGUAUGUGUAAAUUUCAAGAAACCAAUUGUGUUAUGAUUUAAAGGAAACAUUAAUACUGAUCAGGAUAACAGUGAUUCAAACCGAAAAAUGACGUCUGCAAAAUAAACGAUGAUGACGAUGAGUUGAUGAUUAAAAAAAAAUAAAGUGCUUCAAGUUCUACUGCA